UGAUGUGGCACUGUUGGGUGGACGCGGUAAGAGGUCGCUCCGUCUCUCCGAUCGCUCCAUCCCUCCGUGGUUGGAGAGAUGGAUCCGAGGAGGAGGAAAGCCGAAAGAGUGGAGCAUCUACUGGGGCUUCUCAAGGUGCGCGUGCUACGAGGGGUCAACCUCGCCUAUCGCGACGCCAGGGGCAGCGAUCCUUACGUCGUCCUUCGCAUGGGCUCCCAGAAAGUGAAGACUGGUGUGAAGAAGAAGAAUGUCAAUCCAGAGUGGAAUGAGGAGUUGACUCUUUCUGUUUCAGAUCAUAUUCAACCAAUUAAGCUUGAAGUUUAUGACAAGGACACAUUCAGUCGAGAUGAUCAAAUGGGCGAGGCUGAGCUUGACAUCCUGCCACUUCUGGAGGCUGCCAAGAUGGAUUUGUCAGGUGUUCCAGACAGCAGCAUUAUAACGAGUGUGAAGCCAGGCAGGCAAAAUUGCUUGGUGGGUGAGAGCCAUAUCAAAUGGAUGGGUGGCAAGCUGGUGCAGGAUAUUAUUCUCAGGCUCAGAAAUGUGGAGUGCGGCGAAGUCGAACUGCAGCUGACAUGGGUGAAAAAUUCGGGUGGUUCAAGCUAUGGGAAUAAAUCUUUUAUGCACCAAUAAUUGCAUACUUGUUGCAUGAAGCAUCAUCACCAUGUCUGCCCUCACGCUUGCUUCCUUUAUGUAGUACACAAUAUAUAUUAUGUAGCAUGCUUCAUGAUGUAUGUAUAUGAGUUGCAUCCCCAAUAAAUAUGCUUCAGGCUUUCUUCUCA
Molecule: messenger RNA, 779 nt
Organism: Musa acuminata AAA Group (dessert banana)
Lineage: Eukaryota; Viridiplantae; Streptophyta; Magnoliopsida; Zingiberales; Musaceae
Product: GTPase activating protein 1-like
Exons: 3
Coding region: 79-630 (183 amino acids)
Source: RefSeq, a predicted model, not a curated record